Molecule: messenger RNA, 1471 nt
Organism: Pteropus alecto (black flying fox)
Lineage: Eukaryota; Metazoa; Chordata; Mammalia; Chiroptera; Pteropodidae
Gene: DCDC2B
Product: doublecortin domain containing 2B
Exons: 9
Coding region: 96-1145 (349 amino acids)
Biological process (GO): intracellular signal transduction
Cellular component (GO): microtubule; microtubule organizing center
Source: RefSeq, a predicted model, not a curated record
UUCCUGAGAGUAGGCCUCCACCACUGAUUGGCACUGCUCCCAGCCCUGCCUCAGUUGCCUGGCAACAACUCCGCGUCUCUAGCUGAGAAUACACUAUGGCAGGUGGCAGUCCAACAGCUAAGAGGAUAGUGGUAUACCGGAAUGGAGACCCUUUCUCCCCAGGCCGCCAGCUGGUGGUGACUCAACGCCGCUUCCCCACCCUGGAGACCUUCUUCAGUGAGGUGACAUCGGCUGUGCAGGCCCCACUGGCUGUGCGUGCCCUCUAUACGCCUUGUCAUGGCCACCCCGUCACUGACCUGGCUGAUCUGCAGAACGGAGGGCAGUAUGUGGCUGCUGGCUUCGAACAAUUCCGCAAGCUCCACUAUUUACCUCCUGGAGGGAAGGAACCGGGUAGGAAAAGCAGCAGACUACCAGGUCCUCCUAUGACUCAGCACCCGUGUGAUGAGGGCCUUGGACGGCGGCUACCUGCAGGUUCCACCUGCUAUAUCCAUGUGUUCAGGAAUGGGGACCUGUUAAGUCCCCCAUUUAGCCUGAAGCUGUCCCAGGCUGCCAGCGAGGACUGGGAAACAGUGUUGAAGCUCCUGACCAAAAAGGCCAAAUUACAGAGCGGGGCUGUAUGCAAACUCUGCACCCUGGAGGGGCUUCCACUGUCAGCAAGGGAGGCUCUGGUGAGUGGUCAUUACUAUGUGGCUGUUGGAGAGGAAGAGUUCAAGGCCCUCCCCUAUGUGGAGCUGCUGGUGCCUAGCCCCUCACUCCCUAGGGGCUGCUGGCAUCCCCCAGACCCAAAGUCUGGGCUCUACAAGCAAAGGGCCCAUGGCUACAGGGCACAGGCAAACCAGCCCUCUCCAAAGGAACCAAGCCAAAAUGAGCCAUCUGUUUUCUAUGCCAGACCCCAUCAGUCCAUUCAGCCAAGAAUCAUGCUCCCUACUCUCUCAUUUCCAUCAGGAGUCAAGGGAGUCUAUGGGGCUCCGCAUCCAAGGAAGGAGACAGCAGGGGCCCAGGAAGUAGCAGAUGAUGAAGACACCUGGACGGAGGAACCCUUGGAUCAGAGGGCAGCACAGAUAGUGGAAGAGGCCCUGUCCCUGGAAAAUCAGCCUGGGCCUGAAGCAGCUAUCUCAGCCUCAGCCCCUGCUCUGCCAUCUUGAGAGCCAGCAGCUCCAGCCAGGAACUGGGGACCACCACUCUGCAGCCAUUUUUUAUCCUCAGCCUCCAGCAGCCUGUUCUAGAAGAACCAGCACCUCCCCUGGGCUUGCAGGGUAUGACUCUCCCCAGAUUCUCCCCUCAGACUCUUCCCGCUCUUCUCCUAAACCCACGGUCACAGAAGCCAUUUCCUCUCUGGGGAAAGUAGCUCUAGCCACUGAGGCCAUUUCCUUAUGGGUUCUCUGGCUAGAGAAAGGAGUAGCCAACUGAGCUUGGGGGAUAGACUUCAAACUUGGGAGUGGGUCUGUCACAAUAAAAGAAUAUUUACGAA